Molecule: messenger RNA, 552 nt
Organism: Nicotiana attenuata
Lineage: Eukaryota; Viridiplantae; Streptophyta; Magnoliopsida; Solanales; Solanaceae
Exons: 2
Coding region: 61-552 (163 amino acids)
Source: RefSeq, a predicted model, not a curated record
CACUCAAAUCCAUUCGUUCCACAUGCUUUCUCCAACAACAAGAACCAAAGGAUAUUAAAUAUGACUUUGGUGGACAUAAUCUUCCAUCAUGGUAGGGAUUGGAUUAGAGAACCCCAUGUGUUAUAUUCUAAGAAGCUUGUUCACUCUUGGGAAGGUUAUGACUCUGACCUUAUUUCCUUUAUUGAUCUAGUAAAUGAGUACACUAGGGAAUUGAUGUAUAUAGGUGUUCAACAACUAAUUGUAAAUGGACCUUCUGGUAACUAUUAUGAAGUAGUUGAUGAUUCUGGGAUAAGACAGUUAUUGACUUUAAUAUCUGAUGAGUUUAAGUGUCUUAACUUCUAUGCAGUAGAUGAAUGUGAAUUAUCUGUGAAUGUUCCUAAUAUUAUCCAUUAUUUUGAUUCACAUCCAUCACUAACUGAAGUUGGUACAGAUUGUAGUGAGGUUGAGUGUGAGAGUGACAAUGACAGUGAGGGUGAUGAGGUAGGGUAUGAUUCUGAGGAAUUAGAAACAAUAGCAUGUCAAAAAAUAGAGAAAUUGAUGUUGGACUGCUAA